AUGUCCAAGCCGAUACGCCUGCUGGCGGGCGCGACAAUGGCCUUGUUCUUCUUCCUGGUCUGGCAGAUUGUGAGGAGUCCGCGGGUGGUGCAGGCGCCGGGAGGGAGGGAAAAGAUCGAUGAUAUGGUGAGGGAUCCGAAUUUGGAUCCUACCGGAGAGCCGCCUGAACCGCUGCACCGAGUGACUGGGAACAACUACGCACCGAACAACCCCAAUUCAGAUCGCAUAAACGCAACAUUACUAUCGUUGGUGAGAAACAGCGAACUGGAGCAAAUAGUGGGAAGCAUGCAGGAGCUGGAACGAACGUGGAAUCACAAGUUCAACUACCCAUGGACUUUCUUCAACGACGAGCCCUUCACGGAGGAGUUCAAAAAAGUGACACGAGCGAACACCAACGCCGAAUGCAGAUACGAACUGAUCCCAAAAGAGCACUGGGAGAUACCAUCAUGGAUCAACAGGGACUUGAUGAAAGAGAGCGCGAGGAUAUUGGAGGAGCAGAACAUCCAGUACGCAAGCAUGGAGUCAUACCAUCAGAUGUGCAGGUGGAACAGCGGUCUGUUCUACAAGCAUCCGGCUUUGAAGAACGUCCAGUACUAUUGGCGAGUAGAGCCGCACGUCAACUUCUACUGCGACGUGGACUACGACGUAUUCCGGUACAUGCGAGACCACAACAAAACCUACGGCUUCACCAUCAACAUCUACGACUCGCCGCAAUCGAUCCCAACCCUCUGGCCCGAAACGGUCAAGUUCCUCGCCGCCAACAACCAAUACCUCUCCAAGAGCAACGCCAUGGGUUGGCUCACCGACAGCGAACGCCGACCCGAACACAACCAAAUCGCCCACGGCUACAGCACCUGCCACUUCUGGUCCAACUUCGAAAUUGCCGACAUGAACUUCUGGCGCUCCCCGGCCUACGAAGCCUACUUCGAGCACCUCGACCGCGCCGGCGGCUUCUUCUACGAACGAUGGGGUGACGCUCCCGUCCACUCCAUCGCCCUCGGGCUCUUCGAAGACGUCAGCAAAAUCCACUGGUUCAAGGAUAUCGGCUAUCGACAUAUCCCCUUCUUCAACUGUCCCAACUCGCCCAAGUGCAAGAAAUGCACGGCGGGCAAGUUCUUCGAUGGCGCGGAUUGGCUCAAGAAGGAGGACUGUCGGCCGAGCUGGUUCAAGUAUGUGGGUAACGAGUGGAGCUUGAACGGCGGAGAGUCUUCAAGCUAG
This is a messenger RNA of Zasmidium cellare ATCC 36951, 1218 nucleotides long. RefSeq names its product glycosyltransferase family 15 protein. Gene Ontology annotation, molecular function: alpha-1,2-mannosyltransferase activity. The transcript is spliced from 2 exons. Lineage: Eukaryota; Fungi; Ascomycota; Dothideomycetes; Mycosphaerellales; Mycosphaerellaceae. Gene Ontology annotation, biological process: protein N-linked glycosylation; protein O-linked glycosylation; cell wall mannoprotein biosynthetic process. The record is from RefSeq and is a predicted model, not a curated record. The coding region runs from base 1 to 1218 and encodes 405 amino acids. Gene Ontology annotation, cellular component: Golgi apparatus; membrane.